This is a messenger RNA of Pseudozyma hubeiensis SY62, 534 nucleotides long. RefSeq lists its product as hypothetical. NCBI's taxonomy places the organism in Eukaryota, Fungi, Basidiomycota, Ustilaginomycetes, Ustilaginales, Ustilaginaceae. The record is from RefSeq and is a predicted model, not a curated record. Gene Ontology annotation, biological process: protein import into mitochondrial matrix. Gene Ontology annotation, molecular function: ATPase activator activity. Gene Ontology annotation, cellular component: PAM complex, Tim23 associated import motor. The transcript is spliced from 2 exons. The coding region runs from base 1 to 534 and encodes 177 amino acids.
AUGAUUGCUUCCACAGCAACGCGCUCGCUGGCUCGAGCUGCCAGCUCUAGCAGUAGCAAGACCAUCUCUCCUCGCCUCCACCUCUCCUCUUCCCGAUGCAUCUCUUCCUCCUCCAGCAGCCUUCCUCCUACAACCCGCUCGUCUGCAUCAGCGUCUCGAUCACUCUCAACGCCUUUCCGACCCUCAUCAUCGCUCCCCUUCCGUCAUACGCUCCCCACCCCCAUCGCGACACCCAUCAUGAUCGGUGCUGGAUUGGUCAUCGCAGGACUCACAGCGAACCUCUUGCUCGGAUCCAAAGGUUCUGCCGGUGGACCUAGCGGUAAAUGGAUCAAAGGUGGAUUCAAUGGUAAGAUGGACAAGAAGGAAGCGGCACAGAUCCUGGGGUUGAGGGAGACAGCUUUGACAAAGGCUAAAGUCAAAGAGGCGCACAGGAGGAUGAUGAUCGCAAACCACCCGGAUCGUGGUGGCGCUCCAUACCUCGCUUCCAAAAUCAACGAAGCAAAGGACUUGCUCGACAAAACCGUCUCCCGCUAG